AUGGGGUGUGGAGCUCGAAUGUUCAGUAGGAGGAUCUGUCUCGAGACCGACACCCGGAGCAUCAAUGAACGAAGGACAGAAGGAUGUGGAUCCUUUCGGCGUCUAAAAUGAAGACAAUAUCAGCGAAAUGUUCUUCUUUUUAUGGCUGAAAAUGUGGAUAUUAUUUGGACACGAACCGAGGAAUGGAGCGUCGAUCCAGUCUGUGAGAGCUGCGUUCCAUUUAUGCUAAUUUAACAGACAGUAAUCAAAGGCAAUACAGCCAUUCGCAUGUUAUCGUUUGUACCGACUGAAUGCUAGCCUGUGCUGAUAAUUAUUUUUAUUUAAGAUAUAAUCAUCAAGUCGUGUUAAAUGUUUUAUCAAUGAGAAGAACAUCUAUGGUGACAGUUCUCAGCUAGCAGACAAGGUGUUAGUGGUCAAAUUAUCAUUUUGAAAACGCCAGCCAUGUCUAAGAACAAGAGCAGUGAGUCAGUCAAGGUGGUUGUUCGAUGUCGACCUCUGAACCGGAAAGAGGAGUCCAACGGGCCCUCUGGGGGCAUUGUGCAGAUGGACCUACGGCUUGGACAGGUGAUCCUCAGGAAUCCUCGAGCGUCACACAGCGAACCCAAGAAAACGUUCACAUUUGACGGCGUGUAUGAUGCCAAUUCCAAACAACGGGAUCUGUACGACGAGAGCGUUAGGCCGCUGAUUGAUUCUGUUUUGGCAGGAUUCAAUGGUACCAUUUUUGCUUAUGGGCAGACCGGCACUGGGAAGACGUACACCAUGCAAGGGAUGUGGUUGGACCCCGAGAAACGGGGUGUGAUCCCCAACGCCUUUGACCACAUCUUCACACACAUCUCCCGCUCGCAGUCUGAUAAGCAGUAUCUGGUACGGGCGUCCUACCUGGAGAUCUAUCGCGAGGAGGUCCGGGAUCUCCUGGAUCCCAACCACGGCAACGCCCGAGGGCUGGAGCUAAGAGAGAGUCCAGAGACUGGCGUCUACGUACCAGAUCUCACCUCUUGUGUCUGCAAGAGCAUCAAGGAGAUAGAGGAGGUGAUGAAUGUGGGCAACCAAGCGAGGGCAGUGGGUGCCACGGACAUGAACGAACAUUCAUCCAGGUCUCACGCCCUGUUCCUGAUCACGGUGGAGUGUGGCCAGCCGGGCCCAGAUGGGAGAAAGCACAUCAGGGUUGGUCGCCUCAACCUGGUGGAUCUGGCUGGUAGCGAGCGCCAGGCUAAGACAGGCGUCCAAGGGGAGCGUUUGAAAGAGGCGGCUAAGAUAAACCUUUCUCUGUCGGCGUUAGGGAAUGUGAUAUCAGCCCUCGCAGAUGGGCGUAGUGGCCAUGUGCCAUACCGGGACUCAAAGCUGACCCGUCUAUUGCAGGACUCACUAGGUGGCAACGCCAAGACCGUCAUGGUCGCCACUUUAGGCCCCUCCCCCCAACACUAUGAUGAAACCCUCACCACCCUCCGCUACGCCAACCGAGCCAAGAACAUCCAAAACCAGCCUAGAGUCAACGAGGACCCCAAAGACGCCCUUCUCCGAGAGUUCCAGCUGGAAAUCGCUCGGCUCAGGGCCCAGCUCAACCACAGGAAGUGGAGGAGCCAGCAGAAGAAGGAGCAGGUAGACGACGACGGGGAUGAAGACCCCGAAUGUGAAGAGGAGGAGGAGGUGGAGAAGGAGGCAGAGGACUACGUGAAGCAAGAGGAGCAGCGUCUGGAGCGGGAGAAGGAGGCCAUCAGAGGAGAUCGAUCUCUUCUGGCUGAGGAAAAGCAGAGGCUUCUCGGGGAGAAGGAGAGGAUGAUGGGGGAUCUUCGGAAGGAGCAGGAAGCCACGGAGCAGCUGACUGCCAAGUACAAGGCGAUGGAGAGCAAGCUGCUGGUUGGCGGAAAGAACAUCAUAGAUCACACCAACGAGCAGCAGAAGAUGCUCGAGGUGAAAAGGCACGAGAUUGCUGAGCAGACACGCAGGGAGAGGGAGAUGCAGCAGCAGAUGUUGGUGCAGGAUGACGAGACGCUGGAGCUGAGGGAGACUUUUACUUCUCUGCAGCAAGAAGUCGAGGCCAAGACCAAGAAACUCAAAAAGUUGUAUGCCAAGCUUCAGUGCAUCAAAGCUGAGAUCCAGGAUGUGAAUGAUGAACACGUCAGGAGCCGGCAGGAGCUGGAGCAGACACAGAAUGAACUCACGAGAGAGCUCAAGUUCAAGUACAUGAUCAUCGAGAACUUCAUCCCUCCAGAGGAGAAGAAUAAGAUCAUGAGCAGAAUGACUUUUGACACCGAAGAGGAUCAGUGGAAGUUCCAACCUCUCGUUCCCACCGAGAGUAAACCCUUACAGAUGAAGAAAAGGCCGGCAUCUGCAGUCGGAUACAAACGACCCAUCAGCCAGUAUGCAAGGGUUGCCAUAACGAUGGGAGCUAACACCAGAUUCAGGGCUGAGAACAUCAUGUUCCUGGAGCUGGACAUGAACCCUCCAAACACCAACUCACUGGGUCGCUUGAAGGAUGCGGAGCAGGACCAAAGCUCCUCUGUGGACAACUCGCCUACCAAUGACACAAGUGUCCACAAAUCUCCCUCCUGGUGUCAAAGCCAAAAAUCCAUCACUUCCUCCUCCUCUAACGUGUCCCUGACAGCUUGCACGACGGCCGUGCCCGCGGCGGCACAGUGAAGCUUGUGCAACAUGUGUGUGGGUGUUUUUUUUUUUAUUGUUAUUUAUUUUACUGCAAAUUUCGGUGCUGGGACAGUAAACACAAAAUACCACCUCUUUCAACUUGUUGCAGGAAACUAAAGGACCUUAAGAAGCUUAUCAAGAGAAAAUAACGGAACCUUUUGUUGCAUGUGGUAGUCUUUUCAUGUUUAGAUAAAUGACACGUGUGUAUGAGUGUGUGUGUGUGUGUGUGUCACCAAAGUGGCUUUUAACCCGUGUGUAAUAUCAGUGUACAUAUUUAAUGUAUUUGUGUCUUCUAGGGUGAAAUGAAAUUCCAUUAUGCAUUCCUUUAAAGAGGUAACGUCCCUACGGUUUUUGCGCUGCACAGCAGAAAAUGGUAACGUGUGGUGUUGAGCGUCAACUCGGGACACACUGUGUACCCUACUGACCCAAAUAUAAGACAACAACUCUUUUUUCGAGGCCCAAAUAUUUUUUAAGACAAUUUUUUUUUCCAACAACAAAAUAAAAACUCUUUAAAAUUAGCAUCACAACAACAAACUAGGAUCUGUUUGCUAACUUGCCAACCUUUCAGAGACUUUUCCAUGGUGACGACUGCGAGUGACAGGAAGAAAAGCUCUGAUUUACUUGGGGAGAAGUCAGACUUUUUUUUCUACGUGGGGGAAACAGUAUCUUGCAUUUGGGUCAAUACGGUAAUUUAAAUGAUAGCAUAUAGAAUGUUUUAAAAUCGAAUUAAAAUGGAAAAAAAGUCAUAAAGAAUCAGAAGUAUGGUACGAUAAACUGAUCAGAUAAUAUCAGAUAAAGACAGCCAAAACAUCCCUUUUAGCGGAUGUUAUGCAAAUUCUGGCUUUGCAAACAUUAUGAAACACAUUUAUGUGGAGACAUGAGCAAGUGAAAGUGGAAAUUGGAUGAGUCGAUUAAUUGAUCAUUAAGAAUGUGCUGGAUUACGGCGAAUUGACUGUAAAUUCAUCGCGUUCGGCGAGGCAAAAUGGAGUGCACUACUUGGCAGUGACCAGCAGAGGUGCUGUUGGUUGAGUCUCAACUAGCUUGUGGUCUAAAGAAGACAAACAGGAGUUCAGAACAUUCACACGACGAGAUUUCCCCGAAAAAGCUAAAGUGGAUUCAUUGUUAAUUUUCUCCAUCGUCUUUGGCCAUUCAACUGAACAAAGACCAUUCAGUGAUCAGUGAAAAGAAAGGUUAUAUUGACAUAUCGUGAAAGAAGUGGAUAUUAUGAUCGUUGUUUACAUUUUUGGGGGAAAUGUUAUUAAAGAAAAAAAUACAAUUUCAAUGUCCUGCUAAGGAGUAAACGUGAUUUCACAAAAUUUCAGCGCACACCGGACAAAGUAGGUGUUUUUAGGGUGGGAGCUGCAGUGUGUUCCCAUCUGUUUCAGUCACUCGCACGCGUGAGUGGUGGUCACCGAGCAUAUCCGAGCACCUAAAUGACCCACUUUGUUCUGCAAGGACGUGCUCACGUCUGUGUCGUUCGAUGAAAGUGGAAGAACACGCAAUUUACCUUUAAAACAGGAAGUGGAUCAUGUCGGUAUAAAGUGAUUGUGGUAAUAUGGAAUAGGUGGGUUACAGAUGCAGGAUGUUUUAAAGGGAAAACUGUAUUAGUCAGGGUAGAUUUUCAUUGUGUACAUUAAUAAUGCUUUUUGUUUAUUUUUUUUUUAAUGAUUUUUGUCCGCUAUU
Dunckerocampus dactyliophorus (ringed pipefish) is the source of this 4326-nucleotide messenger RNA. Its product is annotated as kinesin-like protein KIF3C. Gene Ontology annotation, molecular function: microtubule binding; ATP binding; microtubule motor activity. Gene Ontology annotation, biological process: microtubule-based movement. The record is from RefSeq and is a predicted model, not a curated record. NCBI's taxonomy places the organism in Eukaryota, Metazoa, Chordata, Actinopteri, Syngnathiformes, Syngnathidae. The coding region runs from base 442 to 2640 and encodes 732 amino acids. The transcript is spliced from 8 exons.